AUGGCUGCAAACGCUCUCUCGAAAUUCUCCCGUGUAUUUGGUCGCAAGUCGGCAGUAGUCAUCGGAAUGAUUCACGUGCAAGCACUCCCAGGUAAUCAACUUGAAUCAAACAUUCCUCUGUAACUUUUUGAUCAACUGAAAAUAAGGUUUGUUAUCGAUUAGAACCUGCGCUUGACUUUCGCCUAGCUACACAGCUGCCUUCCUUAGCUUUGCAGCUUUCUUUCUAAGUAAUUAAUUCUCCAUCACGCCGCGCAUAAAAUGAGAAUUCAUGUUUAUAUCGAGUUGAAAAUAUGAAUUUAAAAUUUUUAUAAAUUAAUCGCUAGAAAGAUAUGCCGGUAUUUUUUCAGCAUCUAACCUCUAUAUUGAUAUAACGGUAAGCCGGAAGCCUUAAUAAACAAUUGUUAAAUAAAUACCGAAGUCUUUUAAUUUUGUCGAUAUUUCGCUAAAGGAAAAUCAGUUUCAGUUGCAUGGCUAAACCAGUUAGUUUUUUAAAAUUAUUUCGGGGUAAAGAUCAAUCUACCUCAGUGCCAGACUCUUUUGUGACUUAUUGGGGUUCAAUAAAGCAUAUGGAUAGCACUAACUAACAAGAUAUAGCGAGUCUACUCGAAAAGUAGGGGGCUACCCCCAAGGGAGUCAGACAAGGAUAUACCCCCUGGUUAUUCAAACCCCAACCUGUUUCAGAUCAAAACAUGUCUUUAAUCUUUCCUAUUUUUCAAAAGUACAAUGUAGCUGAUUUUGUUAAUAACGCCUGACGUAUUUGAAUCUUCUUCUUCUGCUAAGGAACACCCAGGAAUCACCUAUCUAUGACUGAAAUAGUAAAUAUGGCACGCACUGAUGCAACAAACUAUAAAAAUGCUGGAGUGGUAAGAGUAUCUGAUCACUUAUACAUUAAAUUUCAAAUCAGUUUACACAAAACUUCAGAAGCAAAACUAAAGCUGCAGCAUUGAUUCUUCCAAUUUAAAUUUUCUGAGUUUUGUGUUAAACACGAACAGUUUAGUCUUCAGGUGAUAUCAGGCUUCAUACACUUGACAUAUAUGAAAUAAUUUCUAAUAGCUGAUCAUCAUUCUAUACUGAAAAAUAGCAGUACAUAGACAUUCACACAUUAUUGCUGACAAAGACCAGUAGUAUAGCGUUGAAGCAUUGUGAUCCUCAUUUAAAAGUUUUACUACAUACAAUUAAUGAUGACACUUCAUUCCUGAGUCAAACAAAUUAACUUUUAUUUGUCUGUAUUAUAGCCAACUGAGGAUGAGUACAUGCAUUGUUAACAUCAAAAACUGAAUGAUAAUGUAGGGGUCAAGAAUUGAUGUUUUGACCCUUGUCUUUAAAUUAUUUUUCUUCAGGAUGCUAUUUUGAUGGAGAACAUGCAUGAUAUUCCAUAUCUAAAUCGACAUGUUGGACCAGAAAUUGUUGCAGCCAUGAGUGUGGUUUGCAGUGAAGUCCGAAGAGUGGUGAAUAAUUUACCGUGUGGUAUUCAGAUAUUGGCUGGGGCAAACAAGGAGGCACUGGCUGUAGCAAAAGCAGCAGACCUGCAAUUUAUUCGCACAGAAGGAUUUGUUUUUUCACACAUUGCAGAUGAAGGCACAAUGAAUUCUGAUGCUGGUGAACUACUUAGGUACAGGAAACAAAUUGGGGCAGAUAAGAUUUUAGUUUUCACUGAUAUCAAGAAAAAGCACAGGUAAUUUCAUAAAUGUAUUUUUUAUUACUUGUCUAACUAAUUUAUUGUGAUAGCACUGUAUUCUUAAGAUUCCAAAACAAGCUUUUUUCUUUUUUUCUUUUCAUUUAUACAGUACUUAUAAAUUAUAGUAAUAAAAUUACUAACCAAAACAUCAUUUUAAUGUUAUAGCUAUUUAGUAACCACAAACUAUGAUUUACUCGUGCUCAGCUAAGUAUGUCAUACUUGGAGCCUCAAUAGAGCAAGUAAUUUUUUAUUUGUUUCAUUGAACCCUUUACAACUUAUUGUUAUCAUUCAUAUUCUCCAGACUGUUUUCUCUACAUUUCUUGUGGUUGCAAAAGGGAGAAUUUGAUUAACAAUCAGGAGUUUCUUCUUCUGACCUCUAUUUGUAUUUGAUUGAAGGAGAAAUUAGAAGCUUGUCGCUCUUAGGAGUUAACCCUUUAACUUCCAUGAGUGACCAAGGCAGAAUUUCUCCUAACAAUAUCAAUACAAUAUCAACCAGAGAAGUGAUGAGAAUAAAGAAAAAUAUCAACCUGGGGAUAAUUAGUUGAUCUGAUACUAAAUUCUCUGAAUUUACAUUGUAAGAAUUGUAUGGUUGACAGUAAGGAGAAUAACAAAUUUGAUCUGGGAGUUAAAGGGUUAAAGGAGUAAAUUACUAAAACAUGUUUCAUGACCAAAAUUUCUAAUUCAGCUAAGAUGACAUUUUGUGGAAAUUUAUUUCUUUCAGUUCCCACUUUAUAACAUCUGAUGUGGAUAUUCUGGAAGUGGCUCAAGCAGCAGAGUUUUUUCUCUCAGAUGGAGUGAUACUGACAGGAAAAGCAACAGGUGAAGCCACAAGCUUAAAAGAAAUGCAGUAUGCCAAAGAAUCAGUGAACAUUCCUCUUUUAAUUGGUUCUGGGGUGGAUGAUAAUAACAUAGAACAAUAUCUUGGUGCAAAUGCUAUGAUCAUUGGUUCAUACUUCAAGGAGGAUGGCCAUUGGACAAAUCCAGUGAGUUUUAAAAAGGUUCAUGCCUUCAUGGCUAAAAUUGAGAGAAUGAGAAAAUGAUGGUAAAUUGAAAUAAUAUUCCUUAAAAUAUUUUAG
Messenger RNA from Pocillopora meandrina, 2754 nucleotides. The record is from the annotation of a GenBank genome assembly. Lineage: Eukaryota; Metazoa; Cnidaria; Anthozoa; Scleractinia; Pocilloporidae.